CACCGCUGGCUGCUCACAAAAAAACAAAUCAAGUUCGCACAAAAACAUUGCCAAAAAGGUAAAUGGCGGUUUCUAAAAUCCAGUGAAUUCAUCAAAUAAAGUCUUUGGCAAUUAACCCCUUUUGGCGGCGUCAUACACGUAAACAGUGGUUCAAGUGCGGUUUAUAUUGGAUCAAAAUGGUGUCACUGGAGAAGCUGAAACAAUUGAGACUGAUCCACCUAUGCAUCGCGCUCACCUUCUUCACCAGUGGGCUGUGCAUCAACUUCAUCCAGCUGUUGAUGCACGUCCUUAUAAAGCCCAUUGACAAGCGACUCUUCCGGAAGCUGAUGUACUACCUGUGCUACUCGCUCUACUCCCAAAUUGUCUUUGUGGCCGAUUGGUAUGCGGGCAGCAAGCUGACCGUCUAUAUGGACAAGGAUGACUACGAGAAGUAUGCUGGCAACGAGCAUGUCCUGCUGGUCAUGAACCACAAGUACGAGAUCGAUUGGCUCAACGGCUGGAUGAUCUGCGACAAGCUGGGAGUCCUGGGCAACUGCAAGGCCUAUGCCAAAAAGCCCAUUCGCUAUGUGCCCAUUAUUGGCUGGUGCUGGUGGCUGGCCGAGUUUGUCUUCCUCAACCGCAACUUUGACAAGGACAAGACCAUCAUCACGGAGCAACUUAAGGUGGUCUAUUCCUAUCCCGAUCCCACCUGGCUGCUCUUGAAUCCGGAAGGUACUCGCUUCACUGCCGGCAAGCACGAGGCAUCCGUUAAGUUCGCCCAGGAGCGGGGCAUGACGGUGCUGAAGCAUCAUUUGAUUCCGCGCACCAAGGGCUUCACCGCCAGCUUGGCUCCCAUCCGUGGUCUCUGUCCCGUCAUCUACGACAUCAAUCUGGCGUACAGGCCUACAGACAAGACCCCAUCCACCAUGCUUAGCCUGCUGCACGGCAAGUCUGUGGAGCCGCACAUGCUGAUGCGCCGCAUUCCCCUUGAGCAGGUGCCCGAGGAUGAGACAGAGGCCGCCACCUGGCUGCAGAAUCUGUUUGUGGAAAAGGACAAGAUCAUCGAUAGCUUCCUGGAGACCGGAAGCUUCUUCAAGACCUCCGGCGUGAAGGAGGUGGCAACAUACCACAUCAAGCCUCGGCUAUCUUCGCUGGUUAAUUUCGCCUGCUGGGCGGCAUUCUCCCUGUUAUGCAUUUUCUAUUACCUGGUCACGUCGCUGCUGGCGGCCAAUUGGACGGCCUUCAUUACGUCCCUCUCCAUUCUGGGACUCUUCUAUUGGAUGAUGGGCCAGGCCAUCAACAAGACCCAGAUUAGCAAAGGCUCGAGCUAUGGAGCCGGAUCUGGCGCCACGAAGGCGAGCACAAAAUAACUUGCAAUUUUCCGGCAUUUAGUUUUGAUUGUUGACGAACUCUCAAUUAUCUACAAGUGACUUUGUAAAAAGGCAGCCAGCCAGUCCCUCUCACAAAUCUCUCUGCUAUAAAAAGGAUCAAUUCGCGACUCCUGGACUGGGCUGGACUGAAUCUAAAGUGUUUUUGAACAGAAAUUAGUGCAUGUUUUGUCUAAGUUUAUGGUUACGAGGUAACUCCCGCACACUGGAGCCAUCAAUUUGCGUACAUAUGUAGUUGGUAGUUGUAUACCUAAGUGGAAGUUUAAUUGUUUGAUCGAUAUUGUAUUUUGGCGAGCAUUGCAAUAAUUAAAUUAAACAAUAGUAUGUGA
Molecule: messenger RNA, 1696 nt
Organism: Drosophila kikkawai
Lineage: Eukaryota; Metazoa; Arthropoda; Insecta; Diptera; Drosophilidae
Gene: Agpat3
Product: 1-Acylglycerol-3-phosphate O-acyltransferase 3
Cellular component (GO): endomembrane system
Molecular function (GO): 1-acylglycerol-3-phosphate O-acyltransferase activity
Source: RefSeq, a predicted model, not a curated record